Molecule: messenger RNA, 630 nt
Organism: Nicotiana tabacum (common tobacco)
Lineage: Eukaryota; Viridiplantae; Streptophyta; Magnoliopsida; Solanales; Solanaceae
Source: RefSeq, a predicted model, not a curated record
AUGCAUGAUGGUAUAUGGAGAGCAACUUCAAUUGUCUAUCCAGAAGUCCUUCAUUGCGCAUGUAUGUUCCAUCUGCGGAACAACAUAAAGACAAACAUCAGGAAGAACCAAAAACAAAUCAAAGAAGUAUACUUUGCGUUAGCAAGAGCAUACACUCUUGAAGAAUUCAACAGGCAUAUGGCAGAGUUAGAAGCUAUUGAUAGUAGAGUGAAAACAUACCUGACGGAUAUUGGGUAUGAUAAAUGGUCCCGGGCGCAUUCCAAGGCAAAUAAAAUCAUGACUAUGACAUCGAAUAUUGCGGAAUCUGUAAAUGGAGCAAACAAGCACGCAAGAGACCUUCCGGUGUUUCCAUCAACGGAAUUCUUACAUUUAGUAAUUGAUGGCCAAACAAGAAAUGUAGUGCGCCUACAUGAAAAAAACUUCACUUGUGGGAGGUUUCAGCUCGGCGAUAUUCCAUGUCCACAUGCAAUGGCAGUUAUACAAAAAUUCCAUAUAGAUUCAUACAAGUAUUGCUCGGAUUACUACAGCAUAGACUACUUGCUGAAAACAUAUGAGAUACCAGUAAAUCCUUUGCCUGAUGAAACAACGUGGCAAAUUCCAGAACAUGUCCAAAAGGAAAAAUCAAACUAG